Messenger RNA from Thelazia callipaeda (thelaziosis nematode), 1020 nucleotides. NCBI's taxonomy places the organism in Eukaryota, Metazoa, Nematoda, Chromadorea, Rhabditida, Thelaziidae. The record is from the annotation of a GenBank genome assembly.
AUGUUUCGGCAUCCACCACCGCGACCUUCAAGUCAGGCUGAUAAUGGCUCAUUAAAACCACCCAAACCGCCAGAUCGUCCAUUAGUCCCAUAUAUGAGAUUCAGCAGGAAAAUGUGGGCUAAAGUACGAGCGGAAAAUCCGGAUAGUCAAUUGUGGGAUAUUGGAAAAGUGAUUGGACAAAUGUGGCGGGAUGCACCAGAAUCAGAAAAAGCUAUUUAUCAGCAGGAAUAUGACAUCGAACGUCAGGAAUAUGAAAAAGCUUUGAAAGCUUAUCACAACUCAUCUGCUUAUCAACAGUACUUGUCAGCAAAAAAUCGAGCAAAAGUUAGCGAUAAAUCGAACACCGUUGGGGGUGUCAUUGCUGCAAGUCGUGGCCGUUUAGAUACAGGUGGUGUAGUCAUUCAACCAGUAGAAGAUGAAGAACUUGGGGAUCUAUCGUCUCGACGAAUUGCAGCUGUUAGAUUUGAUCGCAAUCAUCGACUCAUAGCGGAUCUUUUUAGUGGCAGUGUAGUUACAGAUACUAGAACAGUCCUUGCUCAAAAUCGAAUCGAAAUGCUGAGGAAACAAUCAACUUCAUUAGCUUCCCAUCAAAGCAAGUUGGAAGAGGAACUGAAGAAAUUAAAUGAGGUUUUUCAUGCUAAAAAGCGCUCAAUGGAAAUCGCUGCGGAGGAAUUCACUGCAAAAUUGAAAAAAGUCUGUGAAGAAAAGCCACAGCUUGAUGAAGCGAAAUAUGCUUCCAUGGUACAAGAAUGGUUAGAGAAAUUAGCAAAAGCUUAUGAGGAAUACAAAGUGAAACAAGAGGCUUUGCGUGCGAAGCAAAUAGUGGAGCGUGAGCAGUUAGCAGAAGAAACGCCAAUCUUGUACCGUUUGACUGUUGGAGAUUCAUCUCCUUCUCCCCAAAGUAAAGUAAACGAAGAUAUCCAGUCACCAAAAAUAACAAUCUGUGAACAGCAGCAACCCAUUAGUGCUGCUUCUAGCUCUACUGAUAGCAUUUCAUGUAUUUCAUCCACUGUCAGUUAA